GAACACCUUAGCGUGAAAAACGUAAACACCGCACACCGAAGGGUUUGAGAUCAACACAACACCGCAAGUUGGGAUUUUAUUCAACGCAUCACCGCUUAAAAAAAACAAACAAACAAAAACAAAACAAAAUAACGAGCUUAAAUUUUGGCCUGUAGCAGGCAGCUUUAAAACUCUCAUUCGAUUUGCAUUCAUGAAAAUCUUCUCGCCCGCCCAAAGCACAGUGUACUCGAACACUGUAUCCGCAAUAACAUAAUCAUCUACAAAAUAUAUGCACUGUUAUUAACCAGGGUCUGGGUCCUUGGUCUUUUCGAGCCAUUAAGAAGCGUUUUGACUAGAAGUAGAGGCGCUUUACAUUUCAAAUAUCAUCUUGUCUGCCGCUUUGUAAAUGCGACAAUCCAAUUUUGUCUCGAAUUUUCACUAUCUUCAUUAACUAACUCUCAUCGGGGGAGAGAUUCCCAGGUUUCACAAAAGCCUCAAAGCUUCGAAACGACCGGUGACUAUAUGAGAUUCUGUCAUAAUAUUGCAUAAUCUCACAAUUAUGCAAUAAUAUAGCAUAAUCUCACAAUAAAUCGGGAGAAGGCAGCAAAUCAUAAUCAAAGGUAAUCCUGCCUUGCCCUCAAUAUACAUUCUAUACCAAACAUUAUUCCUUAACGCCGUUUACAUAGGAUUGUGUCCUACAAAUUUAAGUCUUAACUGACUUUGAACAAUAGAUGACUAUUAUGGAGGUAUUAUUGUUUGAAAAAAAAAAUGUAUAUAUUAUAAUCAUGACGUCAUGUGAGUCUCCCCCAGGCUAAAACGUUAACUAAUAAUACAGGAAAAUGACUUAAAAACAAUCAAGGUUCGUUCCGAGCGAAUAAUCAGCUUUCUUCCAUUUGAGCUGGUAGUGUUUUGUUGUGAAAACUAUAACGCUAAUUAUAGUACGCUUACGUAUAUAUACGUAAGAAAAUUUACAACAGCAGUCCAAGGUAAGAACAGAUAUGUCGCUUUUCCGUUGACUCCUUCUCAUCUAGACUUUAAAUCUGAUUGUACCUCACUGGGGAUACAUGGCCCUCAGAUACAUCACUGCGAAAGUAAUGGCUAAACAGGCAAUUUUUAUGUCCGGGCUCAUCACUAUCGCCGUUUUCGUUCAAACUAAAGCCGUUCCUCUGCCGUGCUUUGAUCACCAGCUAAACCAAAGACAACCAGGUGAGAAGUGGUUCAAAGAUCCUACAACUAACUGUAUCUGUACUGAGUACAGUUCAGUCUUGUGCCAGAAACUAAAUGAGUCUGUGUGCAUGGACAUCAGGGGAAACUUGAGAAAGAAUAGGGAGGCGUGGAUGAACAGUUCCUGUGUGGCUUGUGAGUGCGUCAACGGCACUAUAAACUGUACUGGAUAUGACGUCAACAUCACGCAUGGAUUGUAUAGUGUUGAGCUGUUACCCACCUGUGAACAAUGUGCAGUUCUAUUGAGAACACAAGAGCCCUACAGUACUUGCAAAGUCUACCUUGAACUUUUCGAAAACGGAAACAUGACCGAGUGUGCAAGUGGGGGAUUGUAUAUCCGGGACAUUCACCGAUGUAACGGGAUAGCUGAAUGCCCGGAUGAAUCAGAUGAAAACGGCUGCGAAGACGCCAUUUGCAAGGACGAAGAGGGAAGUUUAUUUCUUAUAAAAGAUGAAAAUGGUUUGCAACUUUCUCGCUGUAUGGAUUGUCAUUGUGAAGCAGGCUUUCUGACAUGCCGUAGAAACUUGACAAUUAACUUCCCUGGCUAUUACUAUGGUCUUUAUGAGCAUAUUGAGAAUUGUGCGCAGCCACAAUGCAACGUUGCCAAGUUUGUGAGAGAAAAGAGACAUCAGUGUGAAGGCGUCGAAUUUACCACAGACGACGGUAUUUACUACAAAGGUCAAACAUGGAAAUAUGCAGGAUGUGAUUUUUACUUUCCUGGAUGUCAUUUUCCCUCUUUUGAAGACAGGACUUCUACAUUAGGCGGUAAUUCUCUAUGA
Messenger RNA from Orbicella faveolata, 1982 nucleotides. RefSeq lists its product as uncharacterized. Gene Ontology annotation, biological process: G protein-coupled receptor signaling pathway; cell surface receptor signaling pathway. Lineage: Eukaryota; Metazoa; Cnidaria; Anthozoa; Scleractinia; Merulinidae. Gene Ontology annotation, molecular function: G protein-coupled receptor activity; protein binding. Gene Ontology annotation, cellular component: plasma membrane. The record is from RefSeq and is a predicted model, not a curated record.